AUGGGUCGUACGGCAAGGAGAAACAGCGAGCAAGAACUCUUCUUCAGUAGACAGGCAAGUCGAAAGAAAUAUAACCUUUGCGCAAAGUGUAAGAAAGAAGAAAGUUUAGAUGGUCGUUGGAUACAAUGUGACAAGUGUACCUUAUGGUACCAUACAGCAUGUGUAAGGAUUCAACUCAAUGAUAACGGUGAGUUCUACGGUGACUACUAUUGUCAAUUGUGUACUGGUUUUCCAGAUCCAAUUGUCCAAGAAAUUCGCCCGAGCGAAGAAGAUUGUGAACUGAAUAGUAGACUUUCCCCUUCUUCGUCAACCUCCUCUUCAUCUGGUGCAAGUGGCCCACCUACCAAAAAGUUUAAAACUGGGUCUUCGCACGCCAAACCUUUACAAUUCCCGCUUUCUCCAUCCACGUCUACACCUAUGGAAACGGAAAUCAUGAAAUUCCCAGAUAAACCGAUAUCUCGACCGUACGACUGGCCAAAUCCUGUUCCUUACUCUCGUGCCGUUAUUAGAAUGAGUCAGAUACGCGAAUUUAUUCUAACGCACUGUCCGAAGGCCGCAGCAGUUGGAAUUAUCGAUGACACACCAGAACCCAAACCUAAAUCAUUACAGAUUGCAGAAGAUUUGUGGAAGAAAUUGGAUUCACUUGAACAGAAAUAUAAUCAGCAUAAUCAGGUUUAA
Funneliformis geosporum is the source of this 678-nucleotide messenger RNA. NCBI's taxonomy places the organism in Eukaryota, Fungi, Glomeromycota, Glomeromycetes, Glomerales, Glomeraceae. The record is from the annotation of a GenBank genome assembly.